Messenger RNA from Conger conger (European conger), 2178 nucleotides. It is a transcript of the gene srrm4, whose product is annotated as serine/arginine repetitive matrix 4. Gene Ontology annotation, cellular component: nucleus. Gene Ontology annotation, molecular function: mRNA binding. Bases 1 to 2178 code for a protein of 725 amino acids. The transcript has 15 exons. Gene Ontology annotation, biological process: neuron maturation; mRNA processing; regulation of RNA splicing. The record is from RefSeq and is a predicted model, not a curated record. Lineage: Eukaryota; Metazoa; Chordata; Actinopteri; Anguilliformes; Congridae.
AUGCAAACUCCACACGGAAAGGCCGUGGUCAGAAUUAGAAACUUCGACGUGGGACAGUGGUAUCCACAGCACCACCACGCCACCAUAAUCUCUGGGAGCCUCACGUCCACCUGUCACCGACCGCCGGGCACUGAGGCUGGGCUCCCUGCGCUCGCUCCACAGACGCACAGCCCGUCACAGAGCGCGCUCUCUCGCCCGGCUCCGGAACUUUCCGCCUCCGACCUCGGCUCCGGCUCCAGCUCCGGCGGAGGACAGGGAGAAGCGGGAGGAGCCAGCCGGCCAGAGGAGGAGGAGAAAGAGGAGGAGAAAGAGGGGGGAAUCCACCCUCCUGACGACCCCUGCCUGGGGGGCUCCGGGACCAUGGCCGAGCUCCAGGGAGAGAGGCAGCUGUUCGAGAAGUUCUGGAGGGGCACGUUCAAAGCCGUGGCCACCCCCCGACCCGAGAGCAUCAUCGUCGCCAGCAUCACCGCCAGGAAGAGCGUGACCAACGUGGAGGCCCCAGCCUGCCAGGCACGCGCGGCUGCUGAGAGCCUGACCGAGCCGGCGGAGAGGACAGCGGUCAGCGUGGAGCGGAGCCGACGCAUCAAAGCCCGAGGCCGCAAGCGCCAUCACGCCAGCCGCCGCCGACUGCGCAGCCCGUUUGAUGACGAUGAUCUCACCCCUCGGCCCGCACCCAAGGGCAAGAAGAAGAAGAAGAAAUCAGAGAGGAAACGGAGAAGGAAAAGGUCUCCCUCAUAUAGCCUCUCGCCCGUGAGGAAGAAGAAGAAGAAGAAGAGCUCUAAGAAGAGAAAGCGAAACAGGUCUGCCUCCAAAAAGAGAAGGCAUGGCUUUACAAGUUCGAAAAGCAAAAGAAAGGAGGACAGAAAGCACAAGAAAAGGUCACGGAGUCGCGCACACAGGAGACGGCACUAUCGGAGGUCGGAGUCAGAGAGUUCUGCUUGGCGGUGCUCCAGCGCUGACAGCAGGCAUCUGCGCAGGUCUACUGAGCGCGCUCAGUCGAAGGGUCCAGCCAGGCGUCACAGCCUCAGACAGAACGGCCUUGCGUCCGAUGACCAGACCGGGUUCGAGUGGCGACCGGUUACCAAGUCAACCUGUACGACUCCUCCAAACUUCCACUCGGGCCCUUCCGAUGGCAGCAUUGUGCAGUCAGGUUCUGGAGGUGACAUUUUUACCAAAAAGGGAUUCCCCCAUGACAUUCUGUCCAAUCAGAACAGAGGACGUCAGGAUUACGACUCCGGGAACGACACGUCUUCUCCGCCCUCAACCAAAACGAACUUGUCGAGGUCGAAGGUCAACGAAGAUAAAAAGAGCCUGUGUGUAGAGUUGCCGACCCCAGAGAAACUGAGAUUCACAGACGGUGAUAACGCCUCCGAUUCAGGCAACUCAGUCACCAGUUACUCCUCUCUGUGUAAACCGCUACCCUUGGAAAAGGGUUCAAAUCACGUAAAUGGCAACAGACAUAGCGACCCAGCGACAGCGAGCUAUGGUGUGGUGCUGGGCAGGCGGAGGUUUGUGGUCUCCCCUGGCCGGAGCCCGUCCCCUCCCCGUGGUCGUUCCAGGACGUGCUCCCGGAGCAGCAGUCGGAGCCGGAGUAGGAGCCGGAGUCGGAGCGGAUCCUCCCAGAGUUCCGGGCGCUCCCCCCGAUACUCUCGAAGUCGAUCGCUGUCCUCAAGAAGGUCCUACUCCCAUUCGCCCAGCUAUGCAGCCAAAUCGAGGAGCAGGAGGAGUUCGGCCAGUGGGAGUUCCCACAGGAGCUCCAGCUACUCAAGACACUCCCUCAGCAGGUCCAGAGAGCCAGAGCGGAAACACAAGAAGUACAGCUCCAGCGAAAAGCAGACCAGACGGGGUCGAGAAAGACACAGACGCAAGUCCUACUCUCCCAUGAGGAAGAGGAGAAGAGAUUCCCCCAGUCACCUGGAGGCCCGAAGAAUCACCAGCGCCAGAAAGCGACCCAUCCCCUAUUACCGGCCCAGCCCCUCCACGAGCAGCCGAGCCACCAGCGUUUCCUCCUGGUCCAGCCUCUUCGCCCGCAGCCACAGCCGGACCCGGAGCCCAAGCUUCUCCUCCUCCUACCGUAGCUACAGCCGCAGCUCCUGGAGCUCCGCCAGCCGCAGCAGGAGCAGGAGCAGGAGCCGCAGCUACGACUCGGCCGCCAGCUACGGCCGCUCUCGCCGCUGA